AUGCAGGCACCAUGUGUCAACUUCACGGACGUAAAGACGAGCGGCAAUCCUUCCGGGGGUCAAGUCCUUAACAUCAGUGCUGAUGACAAUGGAUGCUACGCCUCUCUUGGCUACUCGACCGUCCAUAAGAAUGUCAUCAACAUCGGUCGUGGCUGCAUCAACGUUAAUACGGCAUUCCACCUAUUGCUGCACGUCGUGGGUGUAGCCCAUGAGCACCAACGACCGGACAGGGCGGAGUAUAUUGAGGUCGAUGAGAGCAAUAUCGAUGGUGUGAUACAGCCGAAUGGGAUGGAGAUGAAGAUGAACUUCCAGCCCUUCGAUGGAACGGGCACAGUAUGGGAGGAACAAGUGCGAACUGUGCCCUAUGACGUGGCCAGUGUCAGUCAUGGGGGAGCAUGUCACUAUUCGUUCGGUCGUUUUAGAGAAGGGAACUGUCCGGAGACUCUCAUCCCACGGAAGGUCUUGGGGGAAACAGCAGGAGAGGUUAUCGGCAACCGAGCAUUCCUUACAGCUCAUGACAUCGCUCUACUUCGGAUCAUGUACGGGUGUGGUGAUGGACAUUAUCGUAAUGGAGAGGGACACAUGGCGGCCGCCUCCAAUAUUGUGUAUGACAUAUCAGGGAAGGCGCUAUCAGAGACUGUGACGGUGCUCAAAAGUUGCAUGCUCGAUGAUCAAGCGACUUUCGAUUGGGAACCAGAAAGGGAGGCGAAAGGUGCAGUUGUUGCCUAUGUUGUCCUGGACUGGUGGGCCCCUGAAGAGCAGGCGAAGGCGAGCGUCAAGCGCAUCACGCAUCGUGGAGGUAAGGAAAGUGACGAAUUAUUAGAAGGAAGUGAAGUAUUACCGCAUGAAGAGUGA
Molecule: messenger RNA, 855 nt
Organism: Perkinsus marinus ATCC 50983
Lineage: Eukaryota; Perkinsozoa; Perkinsida; Perkinsidae
Exons: 9
Coding region: 1-855 (284 amino acids)
Biological process (GO): proteolysis
Molecular function (GO): metalloendopeptidase activity
Source: RefSeq, a predicted model, not a curated record